Clupea harengus (Atlantic herring) is the source of this 7342-nucleotide messenger RNA. RefSeq names its product ADP-ribosylation factor guanine nucleotide-exchange factor 1 (brefeldin A-inhibited) (gene arfgef1). Bases 231 to 6029 code for a protein of 1932 amino acids. Gene Ontology annotation, biological process: regulation of ARF protein signal transduction. Lineage: Eukaryota; Metazoa; Chordata; Actinopteri; Clupeiformes; Clupeidae. The transcript has 41 exons. The record is from RefSeq and is a predicted model, not a curated record. Gene Ontology annotation, molecular function: guanyl-nucleotide exchange factor activity.
CUUGACUCACCCUGCCUCACUGCGGCCGUUUUUAACGUGCGUGACGUCGUUUCCUUCCAACAUGGCGCAGGCAGGUCGCUGAUGGAAAACUAAGGGAUUUACCCCACCUUCUGGGUUUAUUUAUGUUUGUCUACCAAGGCCAGAAUCGGUGUAGUUUUUAAAGGAAUACAUACAUUUGAAGAGUAUUUCGCCUUUGGGACAGGUCCUCCUCGCCCCAGUUGCAGCGCGUCAUGUAUGAAGGCAAAAAAACGAAAAACAUGUUUUUAACCCGAGCUUUGGAAAAGAUCUUAGCCGACAAGGAGGUUAAAAAGGCUCACCAUUCUCAACUGCGCAAAGCUUGUGAGGUGGCAUUAGAGGAAAUAAAGGAAGAGUCGGAGAAGUUAAGUCCGCCCACGGAAGACAGCAAAUCAGGUUCCAGCACUUUGCCGCCAAUCAAAUCUAAGACCAACUUCGUUGAGGCAGAUAAGUACUUCCUGCCGUUUGAGUUGGCCUGCCAGUCCAAAUGUCCACGCAUCGUAAGCACAUCACUCGACUGUUUACAGAAACUGAUUGCAUAUGGCCACCUGACCGGGAGCGCCCCGGACAGCACGGCCCCGGGCAAGAAGCUCAUCGACAGGAUCAUCGAGACCAUAUGCGGCUGCUUCCAGGGCCCCCAGACGGACGAGGGCGUCCAGCUCCAGAUCAUUAAGGCCUUGCUCACUGCAGUAACAUCCCAGAACAUCGAGAUCCAUGAGGGCACCGUGCUUCAGGCUGUGCGGACAUGCUACAACAUCUAUCUGGCCAGCAAAAACCUCAUCAACCAGACCACCGCAAAGGCCACUCUCACCCAGAUGCUGAAUGUCAUAUUCGCCCGAAUGGAGAACCAAGCACUUACAAAUCACAAGAUUACUUGGGCUUUGGCUUCCAGAAAGCGUGAUCGUCAGCUCCAGGAGGCGAAGCAGAUGGAGCGCGAGCGGCACCGGCAGCACUCCCCCCUCAGCCAGCAGGAGCCGGACUCCCCCCAGCAGCAGCCCCAGCCCCAACCCCAGCCCCAGCAGCACGCCGGCACCCCCCCAGCCAAGGCCCCGCCACCCCGGCCGCCACCGCCCCAGGAGCCCAGCGAGGGAGGGGGGAAGACCGAAGAGGGCGAGGGGGGCUCCUCCUCCUCCUCCUCGCCCCCUUUCGAGAACCCUGAGCCUGAGAACGGUUCCGAGUUCUGCGCCGCAGAGAACGAGCAGACCGAAGCCGACCAGGCCACAGCCGCAGCGCAGAGUGCAGCACAACACAACAUGGAUGCGAUGGAGGAACAAGGGACCCCAAACUACGAGGAGAAGGCUCAGGAGAUUGUGCAGAGCAUACUGCAGGAGGUGGUCAACACUGUGGCAGGAGGGACCUGCCUGGACCCUGUUCAUCUGUGUUCAGAUGCCAAGGAGGGUCGCGGGGAGGCCGAGCCUGAGCCUGAGCCUGAGCCCGAGCCCGAGCCCGAGCCCGAGCCCGAGCCCGAGCCUGAGCCGGAGCCGGCCGAGAGCACGCCCAACUCGCUGGAGGACGAGGGGGCACUGGGGAGCGACAGCGAGAACGUGCACGCCAACGGCAUCCCCGGCACGCCCAUCUCUGCCAGCUUUACUCCGUCCCUGCCUGACGACAGGCUCUCCGUCUCCUCCAACGACACUCAGGAAUCGGGAACUACUACAGGACCUGCACCUGGUGCUAAGUUCUCCCACAUUCUGCAAAAGGAUGCCUUCUUAGUUUUCCGCUCUCUCUGCAAGCUGUCUAUGAAGCCCCUAUCCGACGGACCCCCAGAUCCAAAGUCCCAUGAGCUGAGGUCAAAGGUCCUGUCGCUGCAGCUGCUGCUGUCCAUCCUGCAGAAUGCGGGGCCCAUUUUCAAGACCAACGAGAUGUUCAUCAACGCCAUCAAGCAGUAUCUGUGCGUGGCGCUCUCCAAGAACGGCGUCUCGUCCGUCCCCGAGGUCUUCGAGCUGUCGCUCUCCAUCUUCCUCACGCUGCUGUCCAACUUCAAAACCCAUCUGAAGAUGCAAAUUGAGGUGUUUUUCAAGGAGAUUUUUCUGUACAUUCUAGAGACGUCCACUAGCUCCUAUGACCACAAGUGGAUGGUCAUUCAGACUCUUACCAGAAUAUGUGCUGAUGCCCAGAGCGUGGUGGACAUUUAUGUGAACUAUGAUUGUGACUUGAAUGCUGCUAAUAUAUUCGAAAGGCUCGUCAAUGACCUUUCCAAGAUUGCACAGGGUCGAGCGGGCCAUGAGUGUGGCACGACCCCCUUACAGGAGCUGACCCUGAGGAAGAAGGGGCUGGAAUGUUUGGUGUCCAUCCUCAAGUGCAUGGUGGAGUGGAGCAAGGAUCAAUACGUCAACCCCAACUCCCAGACCAGCCUUGGCCAAGAGAAGCCUUCAGAGCUCGACACCAAUGACAGCAAGCACCCGGAGACCAUUAACCGCUACGGGAGCAUCAACUCGCUGGACUCCACGGCCUCCUCGGGCAUCGGGAGCUACAGCACACAGAUGUCAGGGACAGACAACCCCGAGCAGUUUGAGGUCCUCAAGCAGCAGAAAGAGAUCAUAGAGCAAGGGAUUGACCUGUUCAACAAGAAACCAAAGAGGGGCAUCCAGUACCUGCAGGAGCAAGGCAUGCUGGGAACCACCCCGGAGGACAUCGCCCAGUUUUUACACCAAGAAGACAGGCUUGAUUCUACUCAGGUUGGAGAGCUUCUGGGGGACAACGAUCGCUUAAACAAAGAGGUCAUGUAUGCCUUCGUGGACCAGAUGGACUUCCAGGGCAAGGACUUUGUGUCGGCGCUCCGUUUGUUCCUCGAGGGCUUCCGUCUCCCCGGAGAGGCGCAGAAGAUUGAUCGGCUGAUGGAGAAGUUCGCUGCUAGAUACUUAGAAUGCAACCAGGGACAAACGGAGUUUGCCAGUGCAGACACUGCAUAUGUCCUGGCCUACUCAAUCAUCAUGUUGACAACAGACCUGCACAGCCCACAGGUAAAAAAUAAAAUGACAAAAGAGCAGUACAUCAAGAUGAACAGAGGGAUUAACGACAGCAAAGACCUGCCGGAGGAGUAUCUGUCUGCCAUCUACGAUGAGAUCGCUGGCAAGAAGAUCGCCAUGAAGGAGACGAAGGAAUUAACCAUCAAAUCCAAUAAACAGAGUGUGGCCAGUGAGAAGCAGAGGAGGCUGCUGUAUAAUGUGGAGAUGGAGCAGAUGGCCAAGACGGCCAAAGCCCUGAUGGAGGCCGUCAGUCACGUCCAGGCCCCCUUCACCAGCGCCACACACCUGGAGCACGUCAGGCCCAUGUUUAAGCUGGCGUGGACGCCCUUCCUGGCUGCGUUCAGUGUGGGCUUGCAGGACUGUGACGACACGGAGGUGGCAUCGCUCUGUCUGGAGGGCAUCCGCUGUGCCAUCAGGAUAGCCUGCAUCUUCACCAUCCAGUUGGAGCGUGAUGCGUAUGUCCAGGCUCUGGCCCGCUUCACCCUGCUGACGGCCAGUUCGGGCAUCACAGAGAUGAAGCAGAAGAACAUCGACACAAUCAAGACCCUCAUCACCGUCGCUCACACCGACGGGAACUACCUGGGCAACUCAUGGCUCGAGAUCCUGAAGUGUAUCAGUCAGCUGGAGCUGGCCCAGCUCAUCGGUACAGGAGUGAAGGCCCGCUACAUCUCAGGAACGGUGCGUGGGAAAGAGGGCUUCAUCACCAGCACCAAGGAACAGAACUCCGACGAAUACCUGGGGCUAGUAGGAGGGAAUGUGGACCGCAAGCAGAUCGCCUGCAUCCAGGAGUCCAUUGGAGAGACCAGCUCCCAGAGCGUGGUGGUGGCUGUGGACAGGAUAUUUACGGGCUCCACCAGACUGGACGGCAACGCAAUUGUUGACUUUGUGCGAUGGCUGUGCGCCGUGUCCAUGGAUGAGCUGGCCUCGCCCACACACCCCCGCAUGUUCAGCUUGCAGAAGAUCGUGGAGAUCUCCUACUACAACAUGGGCCGCAUCCGCCUGCAGUGGUCCAGGAUCUGGGAAGUCAUCGGGGACCAUUUUAACAGGGUUGGUUGUAAUCCCAAUGAGGAUGUGGCCAUCUUUGCUGUGGACUCUCUCAGGCAGCUGUCCAUGAAGUUUCUAGAGAAGGGGGAGCUGGCCAACUUCCGCUUCCAGAAGGACUUCCUGCGGCCGUUUGAGCACAUCAUGAAGAAGAACAGAUCUCCCACCAUCAGAGACAUGGUGGUGCGCUGCAUUGCCCAGAUGGUGAACUCCCAGGCCGGCAACAUCCGAUCCGGCUGGAAGAACAUCUUUUCCGUGUUCCACCUGGCCGCCUCCGACCAGGACGAGAGCAUCGUGGAGCUCGCCUUCCAGACCACCGGCCACAUCGUCACGAAUGUAUUUGAGAAGCACUUCCUGGCCACCAUCGACUCCUUCCAGGACGCUGUGAAGUGCCUGUCUGAGUUCGCCUGCAACGCCUCCUUUCCCGAUACCAGCAUGGAGGCCAUCCGCCUGAUCCGGCACUGCGCCAAAUAUGUGUCCGACCGACCGCAGUCGUUCAAAGACUACACCAGUGAUGACAUGAAUGUGGCCCCUGAGGACCGGGUGUGGGUGCGGGGCUGGUUCCCCAUCCUCUUCGAGCUCUCCUGCAUCAUCAACAGGUGCAAGCUGGACGUCAGGACCAGGGGCUUGACAGUGAUGUUUGAGAUCAUGAAGACCUACGGACACACCUUCGAGAAGCACUGGUGGCAGGACCUGUUCAGGAUAGUCUUCAGGAUCUUUGACAACAUGAAGUUGCCCGAGCAGCAAACAGAGAAAGCAGAGUGGAUGACCACGACCUGCAACCAUGCACUGUAUGCCAUCUGUGACGUGUUCACGCAGUACUUCGAGUCCCUCAGCAACGUCCUCCUGGACGACAUCCUCGCCCAGCUCUACUGGUGUGUCCAGCAAGAUAACGAGCAGCUGGCCAGAUCAGGCACCAACUGUCUGGAGAAUGUGGUCAUCCUGAACGGGGAGAAGUUCAGUCCGGAGACCUGGGACAAGACCUGCAACUGCAUGCUGGACAUCUUCAAGACCACCAUCCCACACGCGCUCUUAACAUGGAGGCCAGCAGGAGCUGAAGGCGAUCAUAUCUCACAUCUGGACUCGGACAAGCAGCUGGACUCUAUUUCCCAGAAGUCAAUAGACAUCCAGGCACGCACAGAGGAUCAGCAGUCCAUUAACAGUAUGGAGAAGGUCCCUAUGGACAACCGGAGACAGAGUCAGUUCAGCACGGUCUCAGGCAUGAAUGAGGACGGCCCCAGAGCGAGGACCCCUACCAAAGUCCAGGAGCAAAGGUUAUUCGCUGCUCUGCUUAUCAAAUGUGUGGUCCAGCUGGAGCUCAUUCAGACCAUCGACAACAUCGUCUUCUUCCCCGCCACCAGUAAGAAGGAGGACGCAGAGAACCUCGCAGCUGCUCAGAGGGACGCGCUGGAUGCGGACGUCCACGUGGAGACGCAGGACCAAGGCAUGUAUAGCUACCUGACCUCAGAGCAGCUUUUCAAGCUGCUGGACUGCCUGCUGGAGUCGCACCGCUUCGCCAAGGCCUUCAACUCCAACAACGAGCAGAGGACCGCUCUGUGGAAGGCCGGUUUCAAGGGGAAGUCCAAGCCCAACCUGCUGAAGCAGGAGACCAGCAGCCUGGCAUGUGGCCUGCGUAUCCUCUUCCGCAUGUACACCGACCCCUCACGCCGGGACGCCUGGGAGGAGGUGCAGCAACGCCUGCUCAAUGUGUGCAGCGACGCCGUGGCCUACUUCCUCACCCUGACCUCGGAGAGCCACCGGGAGGCCUGGACCAACCUGCUGCUCCUCUUCCUCACCAGGAUCCUAAAAAUCAGCGACGAUAGGUUCAAAGCCCAUGCCAGUCGGUACUACCCCCUGCUGUGUGAAAUCAUGCAGUUUGACCUGAUUCCGGAGAUUCGGGCCGUGCUGCGGAAGUUCUUCUUGAGAAUUGGAAUAGUGUUCCAAAUUGCCCAGCUGCCUAAAGCUGCGCAGGGAACAACUGAGGACGCUACCCAAGAGGUCUAGAACCUUCUACAGACAUCAGAGGAGCCCCCCCGUUCCCCCCACCCCCAGAACUCCUACACAGAAAACCCAUUAUAAACCAAACCACAACCCGCUUCGAUCUACCCGUCCAAACGGUUCUUGUCGUUUCUUUCCCCCAACCACUGGAGGGCGCUAAGGAGCCCCUACCAGAUUGGACUUCAUCCACUGCCUGCUCCCCCUCUUCAUCACUCAGCAGUUUUCCAGAAAACCUUCUAGAACGUAUCGGAAUUUCCCUGGAGUCUUUGCCUCGAGAAUAUCACAGAAUCUGGGUUGGGGAGACACAUCCCCUUGGCUGAACUAAUGGUCACGCUUUGUACAGUAGCAUAUAUCAUCUAAAGGAUCAUACCGAUGAAUAUAAUGACAACUAUUCAAAUUACAUGAUUUAUGAAACACUUCAGAAGGCUGGCAUAUUAAAACAGAGGUGUUUCUUGCUAUGUCUUGACAUUAUCUUAAAAAAGUUAUCCUGAAUGAAAAAGGUUUCAAACAUCAAGCAAAUGAUCAAUGAUUAGUUCCAACAAGUAACGUUUGUUACUUGACGAUCCUAAUUUGUGUUUUGCAUCGCUAAUGGGUAACAUUAGCAUUGAUAGCUCCUUGGAUGAAACUAGUUGUACAGAAAUGCAGCUUUGUAAAAUAAUCUCAUAACACUAGAUUUUAUUUCUGUAUUUUUUUGUUUUGGUUUCUCUGAAUUUUUGCUGCACUUGUUUUCUUUAUCAAAAUGCACUGGAGAUUUUUACUUUUGUGAUAAUUUAUUUAACUAUGCCAUUUCUCCCCGAUUGUCCAAUGAUAUUUCUAAUUGAUUGCUACGAUAUAAACUGAUCAGUUAAAUUAUUCCAUUUUAUAUAUACUGACACUUUUUUAAGUAAGAGAAAAUGUCCUUAAGUCCGCAUCUGGGAUUCUCUUGAAAACUGGAACUUCGGAAAAACAACAAAGAGCUGAAGUGUGUGAACUGCAUCUGAUUUCACUGGUAUGUAUCCCUGUUUGAAGUAGGUUUCACUGUAUGUGUACAAAUUAAGAAAAAAUUUAAUAUAUUUAAAUCUUCUGUUUUUUUUUGGUUUUGGGGGUGGGUUGUAUGUAUAGAACAUAUGAAAUGUUAGCUGCGCUUCAAGCAUUUGAUGAUGGUGACGUGUGGAUCUGAAGCAUUCCUGGUUUGGGUGAACUGAAGAAAUGUAUAAUGGUACAGCACUGUAAAGUUUUCUAUGUGGAAAAAAAUAAGCCUGUACAACAUUCUGUACAAAGCUGGUUAUCAUCCGAAGCAUUCUAAUCAGGUCAUAGGUCAAUAAAGUUUUUGAACUUGG